Fibroporia radiculosa is the source of this 246-nucleotide messenger RNA. RefSeq lists its product as uncharacterized. Gene Ontology annotation, cellular component: cytoplasm. The coding region runs from base 1 to 246 and encodes 81 amino acids. The record is from RefSeq and is a predicted model, not a curated record. The transcript has 4 exons. Lineage: Eukaryota; Fungi; Basidiomycota; Agaricomycetes; Polyporales; Fibroporiaceae.
AUGUCCAACUCCGGGAACGUUGCUCGCGGCUUGAAGGGCGCCGUCUCCAACCCGAACAACUCGGAGGAGGCCAAGCAGCGUGCCCAAGACCGUCUCGACGAGAUGCACGCAAGUGGCGAGGCGAACAGCAGCGAGGCUCACGCCGCUCAAGUGGAGCGUGGCCAUAAGGCUGCUAUGUCCAACCCUCGCAACUCCGAAGAGGCCAAGGAGCACUCGAAGCAGAUAGUUGACGAUAUGUCUAUGUAA